AUGGAUUAACAACAUACUUAAUACUUUUCAACACAACAUUUCAUUGAAUCAAAUAAAGAAACUAUACAAAGAAAUAGAUCAAAUACUAAUGAUAUAGUGACAAGUCCAAACAUUCUUUAUAUUCAUAGAAAUUAAUAAUCAUCUCAACCUACAAUAAGAUUAGAAUCUCAACCAAAAAUUCUUAAACCUUCUCAAUCAACAUAUAAUGUUAAAAUACUUGAAACAGAUGAAUUAAUCUACUUUAGAAAUAAGUGCUCUUUUUAAGAAAAAUAAAUUUAAGAUCUUUAAAGUGAAAUAAAUAAACUCAAAUCAACUGUAUAAGAAAAAGUUACUUAUAUAGAAGAUACACAUAGAAUCUAAUAACUUGAAAGCAAUCUAUAAUCAUAUUAAUAAGAAUGCAAUAGAAUUAAUCAUUUAUUAGGAGAAAUUUAAAAUGAAUCAGAGCAAUUUAAAUAAAAAAAUCUCUUUUUAUCUUAACAAUUAAUUUAGUUUCAAUAAUAAUAAAUUGAAUUUGAUAAAUUAAAAAGAAAUUCUCAAGAAACAGAUCAGUAUUGGCAAAAUGAAAUACAAAGACUCAAUGUUUUAGUAUCUCAAAGUUAAUCUUAAUUGCAUUAAUUAUAAAAAACAUUGAUUGAAACAAAAAAAUAUGAAUAAAUGUAUCAUCAACAAUAACCCAUUUAGACCUAAUUAGCUAUAGAAUUAGAGAGAAUUACUUAAAUUUUAAAAAGUAAAGCUGAAGAAUACGAUCAAUAAAAAUCAACUUAUAUUAAAGAAAUAGAAAUCUUAUCUAAACGAAUCAAAGAAUCUGAAUUCGAACUUAAGGAAUUAAGAAUAAGAGAGAAUAAUUUAAAACUAUCUAUUGAUGAAUUGAGUAAGGAAAAUAAUCAUAUCACUGAAAAGUUCUUGAAUGAAAUCAAAAACAAAAAUGAUGAAAUCUAAAAACUAUAAUCAAUUAUUUAAACUCUUUAAACAACCUUAUAGGAUACUUCAAAAUAUCAAGAGUAUUAAAUAAGAUCUAAAAUGUAAAAUGAAGAAAUCAAUAAUCUCAAUUAACUUAUCAGAAUCAAAUCAGAUGAAGCCGAUAAAUAUAAACAUUAGAUUUUGAUAUUUCAAAAUUAAAUAUAAGAAUUACAAAAAUAUACAGAAUAUGAAAUUAAAUAUUAAAAUCUAGCCUAAGAUUAUGAUAGAUUAAAUAAUUCUUUAAUGAUUAAAUUAUCAGAGAAUGAUUAAUUAAGAAAUUGCAUUUCUAAAUUAUAAAUUACUUUAAAUGAUCAUUAAAAAAUUGAAGAAUAUGAAAAUAAAAUAGCUUUACAAAAUUAAGAAAUAGAACGUCUUCAUUAAGGCUUACAAUCAAAGUGUUAAGAUAUUGAUAAAUUAAGUAAUGAAAAAAACAGAGUGGUUACCUUAUUAAAAACAAGAAAUGAAGAAAUUGAUAAUUUGAACUAUAGAAUGUUAGAGAAUUCAUAAUUGAAGGAAUAAUAAUCUAAGUUUUAGUUGCUUAAUUUAGAAACAGAAAGAUUGUCAGUUUAAUUAAGAAAUAAAAAUGAAGAAAUGGAUAAGCUAAAAUAAUAUUUAGCAUAAUUCCAAUUGUAAGAGGCUAAUAAAAUAUAAGAAUUGGAAUAAAAGAGUGUCAUUUAUUAAGAUGAAAUAGAAAGGCUAAGCAAUUUGCUUAAAAUGAAACUAUAAGAGAAUGAAAAAAUUAAAUAAAAUAUCAGAUUUCUUUAAGAAGAAAAUGAUCAGUAAAAAUCUAAAUAAUUGACUUAACAUGAAAUCUAAUAAUUUAAUGAUCAAUUCACUGUUAUGACUCAAGAAAUUGAUUCUUGGAGAAAUCAAUUCAUGAAUCUUAAUAGAGAAUAUCAUAAAUAAUAGGAAUAGCUCAUGCUUUCAAAUGCAGAAUUGGAUACAUUAAAGAAAUAAAGAAAUAAUUCAUUUAAAGUAAAAUUCAUAUUUAUUAAAAUAGUUGGAGUCAUAUGAAACAAUAAAAGAAAACUAAUCUCUUUCUACCUUCUAAUAUGGUACUCUCACUUUAAGAAAUAUUUGA
Molecule: messenger RNA, 2041 nt
Organism: Paramecium sonneborni
Lineage: Eukaryota; Ciliophora; Oligohymenophorea; Peniculida; Parameciidae
Source: the annotation of a GenBank genome assembly